AUGGAUGCUAACUUGACCAAAAAGAGUCGAAAUGUCCUACUUGCUCACCUUCUUAUCAACCGGGUAGGCAAGCCGUCGCUCAAGGCGUUCCUUUACGCGUAUCUUUACCUAGUACUUCCAAAGGUAAUCAAAGCCAUUGCAAGUGGGGUGAAAAAGGGAAAAUAUGGCAGGAUAAUACCAAGAAUGAAAAAGACUAUGGUGAAAGCGUUACACCCGUACAAGUUCCCAAUGUUUGCUGCUAGCUUGAUCACCGGGAUUAACGUCUUGGAGCCCAUAGUGUACGGUCUUCUUAGGAAGUCUAGAUUCCUAAAGAGACCUUCGUCAGCUUUAUUUGUUUCGACAUUAGCAUCAGCCUUGGCUUCAGCAUUAGUUACAUUCCCUUUGUUCCAGAGCCACGUUGUUGGUUUUGGAAGAUACAAUUCGCUAGAUCUCACUUUGUUGGUGGCCACUCGGGCCUUAGAUACUGUGUUUUCAUCCACAUUGUCCCAUAUUACACCUGCAGGAAUUAGCCAGUACGGAGAUGCUUUAUUAUUUAUCAUCAGCAGCACUUUAGUUAUGUUUUCUUGGUUUUAUCAUCCAGAGAAGUUACCGCCUGCUUACUCCAAGUGGAUAACGUCCGCAGCCAAUAUGGACCCUGAUUUUAUUGAGGUUUUAAGGUUGGUUAAGAAUAAGGACUUGAUUUAUGGCCAACACGGCCCGUAUGAGGAUUACUUAGCCCCAUACUUUGUUAAAUACGGUAAAGACCCAAGGGGAGGAAAUACUGUAAUAAAUCAACCAAUAAACUGCGAAGCCGUACACGCUUUCAAGUGCAAAAGCUGUGAGCUACACGCAUUGUGGAGAUUCUGGAGAGGCUUUAAGUUUGCAGUUACGGUAUAUGGACCACUAAAUUUGUUCAUGUUGGUAUUCCCGCUGAAAGUAAAGACUUCAGCGAGAUUGCUCAGGGCAAUAAAGUCCACUUUUCGCUCCUCAUGUUUUUUGGGUGCAUUCAUUGGCCUUUAUUGGUAUGGAGUAUGUUUGGCGAGAACAAGAUUGUUACCCAAAUUGUUUCCCAAUAUCCCAAGACCCAGAUUUGACGAUACUAUUUGUGCAGCUUCAGGGGCUAUUAUGUGUGGUUUUUCGUCAUUCGUAGAGACAAUGCAAAGGAGAAAAGAGUUGGCAUUGUUUGUUGCUCCGAGAGGAUUGGGUACAUUGGUCCCCUCCGAACCUUCAGAGAAUAACUUGAAAAUAGAAAGCUUUGUCUUCUCAAUUAGCUUGGCUAUAUUAGUCGCAUAUUCCAGAAAUAGGUCAUCGAGUGUUCGAGGUAUUUUCGGGAAGGGUCUUAAACAGAUAUUCAAUGUUCAGGAAUACAACUAA
Messenger RNA from Lodderomyces margitis, 1353 nucleotides. RefSeq lists its product as uncharacterized. The record is from RefSeq and is a predicted model, not a curated record. The transcript has a single exon. Lineage: Eukaryota; Fungi; Ascomycota; Pichiomycetes; Serinales; Debaryomycetaceae. The coding region runs from base 1 to 1353 and encodes 450 amino acids.